AUGAGUUCAUCCGGGUUGAACGUGACCUCUGUGACCUCAUCGUCAGUGACGCUGGACGGUCUCGUGCAGCUGUCUGAUCACAGGUGGCUCUUCUUCUCCGUGUUUUCGGCGGUCUACCUGUUCGUGCUGUGUAGUGACGGUCUGGUGGUUUACGUCAUCUGUUCUCAGCGGAACCUCCCCCGCCCGAUGUUCGUGUUCGUUGCCGCGCUUCUGCUGAACUCUCUCGCCGCUAGUGCGUCGAUUUAUCCCAAGCUUUUGACGGACCUACCGUCCGGUCGCCGCUUCGUAGAGGUUUCCCGCGCUGCUUGUCUGUGUCAGGCCUUCGUGGUGGGCUCACUGGGCGGCUCCGGCUUCAUGCUGCUAGCGACCAUGGCCUUGGACCGCUACCUGUCCGUCUGCCGCCCGCUGCGCUACGCCGCGCUGUUGACUCCUGCCGCAGUGUCGGCGCUGCUGCUGUUCUGCUGGCUGCUGCCCGCAGGCGUGGUAGGCGUCGCGGCGCUGUUGGCCGGCCGCCUGCCGCUCUGCCGCUCUGAGCUCAGCAGAGUUUACUGCAACAUCUACAGCUUCGUCAGCCUGAGCUGCGGCGGCGGCGCGGCGCAGCUGCUCAAUGUGUACGGCAUGGUGAGCGCCGCGGCCGUCGUCUUCCUGCCCGCCGCCUUCGUGCUCUUCUCCUACGGCAGGAUCCUCUCCAUCUGCCUGCGCCGCUCUCGGGCCUUCAGCAGCAAAGCGCUUCACACCUGUCUACCGCACCUGCUUGUCUUCAUCAACUACUCUCUGAGCUUCGCCGUGGAGAUGCUGCUCCAGCGGCUGGGGGCCGGGAGCGGUCCCGCCACCUCCGUCCUGGUCUCCAUCCUGUUGUUGGUGAUCCCGACCCUGUUCAACCCGGUGGUGUACGGACUGAAGAUGAAGGAGAUCUUCACACACAUGAAGAGGCUGCUGAGCUGCAGCAGAGCUGAUUGAUAAGUGUGAUCGAUAAACAGUCUGAUCAGUGUGACUGAUAAACAUCUGCAUUCUGAGUCUCCAGCUGUUUCACUGUGAGCUGCAGUAAAAGGAAAUGUAAAAAUACUGACACAUCAGUAAAUAUGAGUCCAGACAUUUAUUUUGAUAUUUUUCCUUCCUGACUUUUCAUCAGUUUGGACCUUUUUCUGGCAGAAGUGAACUUCCCUAUAGAUGAGACACAAACCAGUAUUACA
This is a messenger RNA of Seriola dumerili (greater amberjack), 1193 nucleotides long. Its product is annotated as olfactory receptor 11A1-like. Gene Ontology annotation, cellular component: membrane. The record is from RefSeq and is a predicted model, not a curated record. Bases 1 to 960 code for a protein of 319 amino acids. Gene Ontology annotation, biological process: G protein-coupled receptor signaling pathway. Gene Ontology annotation, molecular function: G protein-coupled receptor activity; olfactory receptor activity. NCBI's taxonomy places the organism in Eukaryota, Metazoa, Chordata, Actinopteri, Carangiformes, Carangidae. The transcript has a single exon.